Rhinopithecus roxellana (golden snub-nosed monkey) is the source of this 1061-nucleotide messenger RNA. RefSeq names its product translation initiation factor IF-2-like. The coding region runs from base 28 to 855 and encodes 275 amino acids. The transcript has 5 exons. The record is from RefSeq and is a predicted model, not a curated record. NCBI's taxonomy places the organism in Eukaryota, Metazoa, Chordata, Mammalia, Primates, Cercopithecidae.
GGUCACACAGGAGUUGGUACUGGAGCUAUGGGUGUCCUCCCACACCCCCUUGGCCCGGGUCAUCCCGAAUCCCCAGGCAGGGCGGCUCCAGCGCCCACGUGGCCCAAGGCCCAGGCGGGAAUCCGACUCCCUCUUUCCCCCAUUACCCAGCCUGAGGGCGGCGCCGUCCAGGCGCAGGGGAGCGCCCUCCUUCGCCGGUGCCUAGCAAGACCUCAGCCUCGAGCGCCGGCGCCCCCACCCCAGGAAUUUAACCCACUCCCCACCGAAAGCCGCGCCACAGCGCCGCAUUCCCAGCCCGCGGGACCCAGCAGAUGGAGCAAGGAGACCGGGGGAGGGGGAAAGAUCCCUCCAGCCCCUCCACCAGAGCCCGCGGGCAGUGCGCCUGAGAGGACUUGGCUCCAGUGGACCCAUACCUACCUGGCGGCCUCAUACUGCAUAGGGCCACCCAGGGCAGGAGAUUUAAAACCCAGGACUACAACUGCAGCGAUCAAGUCCUCUAAGCUCAUCGGCUGGGGAGUCCCAGGGCAGAGCCUGACCUGUGUGAGCAGCUGUGGGCACCUGACAACACUGGAUCUGGCAGGAAGGAGUGGUUUGAAGAGCUAUCUGGUAUCUACCCUCAGUGCUGGAGCGUCCCCAGGCUUGGUUGGGGAAACCAGAUUCAACCCCACUGAAGUUGGAAAGAACAGCCCAGGUUGUGGGUCUCUCUUCCAGCUUCCAGGAUCCUCUCCUGCCCUGUUGGUUCUGGGGACCUUGGGCCUCUCCCUAGUGAUUAAGCCUGGCCCCAGACAUGAACCCUCUGGGACUCCUUCACUUCUAGAGGCACCACCUCAGGGGCCACCAUCUCUGAACCACUGAUGUAUGCUUGGUUUUCUAAACAUUUAAUACACCACAGUUCUAGGAGGAGGAAUCCCUAGCAUCCAUUUUUCAGAUGAGCUGAAUUAUAGAGAGGUCAAGCAAAUUGUCCUCCUUCCAGUUACCCAACUGGGAAGCGGCAGAGUAGAACUUAAACCCAAGCAGCCUGGUUCUGGCCCAGAGUCCUUAAGGAUUGUACCGCAGAAUAG